Messenger RNA from Selaginella moellendorffii, 985 nucleotides. RefSeq names its product aquaporin NIP6-1. The record is from RefSeq and is a predicted model, not a curated record. Gene Ontology annotation, molecular function: channel activity. The coding region runs from base 35 to 814 and encodes 259 amino acids. Lineage: Eukaryota; Viridiplantae; Streptophyta; Lycopodiopsida; Selaginellales; Selaginellaceae. Gene Ontology annotation, cellular component: membrane. The transcript is spliced from 5 exons. Gene Ontology annotation, biological process: transmembrane transport.
UUGGUGGAGUAUAAUUGAGCGAUCCAUCGCAAGCAUGGGGUCUGGAUCGACGGAUUACGCUCUGAUCCAAAACGACGAAGAGGCGGGGACAAGUUUGGAGCCCGUGAGUGGAUACAGUCCCAGCUUUACAAUCUCAAAGAAGCUCCUGUGUGAGUUCCUGGGCAGCGUGGUCCUCUUGCUCGGAGGAGCUGGGAGCGCCAUUAUCAACACGCAAACGAAUGGAGCGCUGGGAAUUCACGGCCUGGCGGGAGGAUCCGCGAUUGCAGUGGCGAUUGUCAUCAUGUCCACGGGACACAUCUCGGGCGCUCACAUCAACCCGGCAGUCACUCUUGCCUUCGCCACAUUCAGGCAUUUCUCAUGGAUCCAGGUGCCUCUCUACAUAGUGGCGCAAUUGGCUGGAUCCCUGGCUUGUGCUUUCCUCCUCAAAGGGAUGUAUAAUCCCGAUCACCUGGCAACCGGCGUCACUGUUCCAGCCGGGUCAACGCUCCAGUCGCUCCUCUUUGAGAUUGUUCUCACGGCGGUCCUCAUGUUUGUCAUCACCAGCGUCGCCACUGACACACGAGCAGUUGGAGAGUUGGCUGGAAUCGCCGUUGGCCUGGCUGUCUACUUGGACAUUUUGCUUGGGGGCUAUGUCUCUGGAGCUUCCAUGAACCCCGUGCGAACGCUUGGGCCGGCGGUGGCGGCUAGAGACUUCAGAGCAUUGUGGAUCUAUUUCGUUGGACCGGUGGUGGGAGCUCAGAUUGGAGGUGGUCUCUACACGCUCAUACGCUUCAAAGACCAUACCGAGCGUAGGAAGGUGUUCAGGAAAGAGUAAGAAUAUCUGGAGUUCAUGCUUAAGGUUUUAGAAAUUUGUGUAAGCAUGGCAUGUAGUAGCAAAAUGAUCCGACUUGCGACAGCUGCGGUAGCGUGCUCGAGUGGAUCAAACAAAAAGGAAAUCAAAGAAAAGGAACUCGCUAGGCUGCCUCUGCGGCGGCUUGCGAUUUUA